CACAAAGGUUUAACCUUUCCCUCCCUUCCUGGGUUACUUCUUCUUCUUCUUCUCUCUGUGUGUCUCUCUCCCUCCAUUUUCUCUCAUUUUGGGACUUUGCAGAAACAAGCUAGAAUCUUUUUCCCAUUUGUUCUCUUGUCGGCCAAAUUUGGAAACUUUCUGACCAUAAUUUGCCACGUUCUCAAGUCUGUGUGCCUCGGGGAAAAGCUGAGGGAAAGGAGGUGGACAAGUUUUUAAGGUUGCAUAUCACUCUGUUUUUGGAGGGCUCUCUCUCUCUCUUUGAAGGAACAGAGGAAGAAGAGUUAUUGUUGUAGAAAAGUGAAAAAGCCUGUAUUGGGUUCUUCUGUGGAAGGAAGAACCAUGGCUGCUGCUUUGUUGUCCGAUUGGCCGUGGGAGAGCCUUGGGUUGUACAAGUAUGCACUGUACGGGCCACUGGUGGGGAAAGUGCUAUACUCCAGAUACCAAGAGGGUUACCUGAAGCCAGAUUGGUGCUUUUGCUUGCUAGUAAUUUGGCACAUCAGGCAGGUUUUGAAUAUGCUAUGGGCCGCUUUUGUCAACAUGAUGUUCCUCUCCAAGAGCAUCAGGAUCAACAAGCAAGGCUAUGGUUUCAAGCAGGUGGACCGUGAAUGGGAUUGGGAUAAUUUUCUGAUACUCCAAGCUAUAAUUGGGUCUUUGGCAUGUUCUGUCUUGCCAAUAGAAUCAAUUCCUAUCUGGAACUCAAAAGGGUUGUUAUGGAUUCUGGUUCUCCAUGUUGGAAUCUCAGAGCCAGUUUACUAUUGUGUUCAUAGACUCUUCCACACAGGAUCCAUGUUCACCAAUUACCACUCAAUCCACCACUCUUCUCCAGUGCUGCAUCCAUACACAGGCUUACAACUAUCAUUUCUGGAGCAUCUGGUGCUAGCUUUAGUGACUUGGAUCCCAAUUCUUGGGUGUUUCCUUCUGGGUUAUGGAUCAUUGCUUACAAUUGCUGGCUAUCUUUUGGUGUUUGAUUUCCUGAGAUGUAUGGGGCAUUCCAACACUGAGAUAGUACCUCACCAAGUUUUCCAGACCCUCCCUUUCCUCAAAUACCUCAUUUACACAGCUACGUAUCAUAGUCUGCAUCAUACUGAGAUGGAGACCAAUUUCUGCCUCUUCAUGCCAAUCUUCGAUGCAAUUGGGAAGACCCUCAAUAGCAAGUCGUGGGAGCUGCACAAGAAGAUACGUUCACAAGCAGGGAAGUAUGGGAGAGUUCCUGAUUUCGUGUUCUUGGCACAUGUUGUGGAUGUGUCUUCUGCAAUGCAUGCUCCCUUUGUUUUCCGGACAUUUGCAUCGCUGCCAUACAGAUUUCAAGCCUUCUUGAUCCCUUGCUGGCCUAUAACAUUCGUGGUGAUGCUUGUGAUGUGGGCCAAAGCCAGGACAUUUGGCUUUACCUUCUACAAUCUAAGGGGCAAGCUCCACGAGACAUGGGUUGUGCCCAGGUUUGGUUUCCAGUACUUCUUGCCAUUUGCAAAGGAAGGAAUCAACAAGAGGAUCGAUGAGGCUAUUCUCAGAGCUGAUAGUCUUGGAGUCAAGGUCCUGAGUCUGGCUGCAUUGAACAAGAUAAGAAACGUGAAUCGUUCUUCAGGAUCCUGGAAGUGUGUCUAUUUACCAUUUUACCAUUUCCUGAAAUGUCUGAUGUUGGGGUUGCAGAACGAAUCACUGAAUGGAGGUGGAACAUUGUUUGUGAACAAACAUCCAGACCUGAAAGUCAGAGUAGUCCAUGGGAACACAUUGACAGCAGCAGUGAUUCUGAAUGAGAUUGGUGAAGAAAUUGAAGAAGUUUUCCUAACAGGAGCCACUUCCAAGCUUGGAAGAGCCAUAGCUCUCUACCUCUGCAGAAGAAAAGUCAGAGUUCUCAUGUUGACAUUGUCGACAGAGAGGUUUCAGAAGAUCCAGAAGGAAGCUCCUGUGGAUUGCCAGAAUUACUUGGUGCAAGUUACCAAGUACCAGGCUGCUAGAAGUUGCAAGACAUGGAUAGUUGGGAAGUGGAUAACACCAAGGGAGCAGAGUUGGGCUCCACGGGGAGCCCAUUUCCAUCAGUUUGUGGUGCCACCAAUUUUGUCCUUCAGGAAGGACUGUACUUAUGGAGACCUUGCUGCCAUGAGAUUGCCUGAUGAUGUUGAAGGGCUUGGAAGUUGUGAGUAUACGAUGGAUCGAGGAGUUGUUCACGCGUGCCACGCAGGAGGCGUGGUGCACUUCUUGGAGGGAUGGACCCAUCAUGAAGUGGGAGCAAUAGAUGUUGACAGGAUAGAUCUUGUGUGGAAUGCUGCAAUGAAGCAUGGAUUGAAGCCUGUCUCCAACAGCAACAAACUCAAACAAACGUAGAACCAUCGGUUGGGAUGGAUGGAACUUGGAAGGAAUGGCUUGGUUGUGUGUUUACAUUGCAAAAUGAUAUAUAUAGUUUGUAAUAUCCUAAUGCUGUAGCUUUUAGAGAAAAAAACGAUCAAAAAAUUUGUGAGGAUUAGAGAUGGGGCAAGGAAAGAAAAUGGUUGUUCUAAAAGUGAAAGAAAAGCAAGAACAACAUAUAUUUUUCUACAUUUACAUAUCAGAAGGAAAGUUCAUUGCUGUGUAGUGUAUUCCUCUUUGCAAUUUCAUUAUUGAAAGGGAGAAUUUGUUCAUAUUUGUCCCCAACCAUAAGUAAUCUUGAACCACUUUUGUCCAAAUUUUGAUUUAUUAUCAAGAGAUAUUUAAAGGCACAACAUGAACACUUUCUCUUUGAUUAGA
Molecule: messenger RNA, 2742 nt
Organism: Linum tenue
Lineage: Eukaryota; Viridiplantae; Streptophyta; Magnoliopsida; Malpighiales; Linaceae
Source: the annotation of a GenBank genome assembly